GGCCGCGGGGGCCACAGAGUACCCGGACCACUUCCAGGUGAUACUCCAGCGCCUUGAGCGGCCAUUGGGCGACCGCGAAGGACACUUCCGGUGUCCAGGUGCUCGCCUCUCCGGCUGGAAGAUGAAGAUGGAUCCCCGCCUCGCCACUCGUGCCUGGCCCCUCUGUGGGAUGCUGCUAGCUGCGCUCGCCUGCGUCUGUGCCAGCGGCCCCCGAACACUCGUGCUGCUGGACAACCUCAAUGUGCGGGACACGCACUCGAUGUUCUUUCGCAGCCUGAAGGACCGGGCCUUUGAGCUCACCUUCAAGACUGCCGAUGACCCCAGCUUGUCCCUCAUUAAGUACGGAGAGUUCCUCUAUGACAACCUCAUCAUCUUCUCCCCCUCCGUGGAAGAUUUCGGAGGCAACAUCAACGUGGAGACCAUCAGCGCCUUCAUUGACGGUGGUGGCAGUGUUUUGGUGGCUGCCAGUUCUGACAUUGGUGACCCUCUUCGGGAGCUGGGCAGUGAGUGUGGGAUUGAAUUUGAUGAGGAGAAGACGGCUGUCAUUGACCAUCACAGCUACGACGUCUCAGACCUCGGCCAGCAUACGCUUAUCGUGGCUGAUACUGAGAACUUGCUGAAGGCCCCAACCAUUGUUGGGAAGUCAUCGCUGAACCCCAUUCUCUUCCGAGGAGUUGGAAUGGUAGCAGACCCCGACAAUCCAUUGGUUUUGGACAUCCUCACAGGCUCUUCAACCUCCUACUCCUUCUUCCCAGAUAAGCCCAUCACCCAGUACCCCCACGCAGUGGGGAAGAACACUCUCCUGAUUGCGGGGCUCCAGGCCAGGAACAAUGCCCGGGUCAUCUUCAGUGGCUCCCUGGAUUUUUUCAGCGAUGCCUUCUUCAACUCGGCCGUGCAGAAGGCCACACCCGGCGCCCAGAGGUAUUCUCAGACAGGCAACUAUGAGCUAGCUGUGGCUCUCUCCCGCUGGGUGUUCAAGGAGGAGGGUGUCCUCCGAGUGGGGCCUGUGUCUCAUCAUCGGGUGGGCGAGACGGCCCCACCCAAUGCCUAUACUGUCACCGACCUGGUGGAGUACAGCAUCACGAUUGAGCAGCUCUCCAAUGGCAAGUGGGUCCCCUUUGACGGUGAUGACAUUCAGCUGGAGUUCGUGCGCAUUGACCCCUUUGUGAGGACCUUCUUGAAGAGGAAAGGUGGCAAGUACAGCGUCCAGUUCAAGCUGCCUGAUGUGUAUGGUGUGUUCCAGUUUAAAGUGGAUUACAAUCGGCUAGGCUACACACACCUGUACUCCUCCACCCAGGUGUCAGUGAGGCCACUGCAGCACACACAGUAUGAGCGCUUCAUCCCCUCAGCCUAUCCCUACUAUGCCAGUGCCUUCUCCAUGAUGGCCGGGCUCUUCAUCUUUAGCAUCGUCUUCUUACACAUGAAGGAGAAGGAGAAGUCUGAUUGAGCUGAACCUGGGACUCCAUACAGCAGAGACGGCAAGAGGAUUCCACUGGAACCGAUGGGCUGGGCUUUUGUCGUUGUUUUAAAAAAGGCCAUGGGAAAGUGGCACAGCCUUACCUCAGUGAUGAUGACUAUGGGGUGCGGGGGGGACAUCUUUCUUUACUCAGUGAGUGAGGAUGACUAUGGGGUGGGGCGGGGAACAUCUUUUUUCUCAAGUUUUCCCACUUUGAAUCACUGUGGCAUUUUUCCUAUGUGCAGCCACCCCAUUUCUAAAAUAAAGAGAACCGCUGCCCUCACCCAUCCCCUGGCCCCCACGUCAUGAUG
Messenger RNA from Chionomys nivalis (European snow vole), 1767 nucleotides. It is a transcript of the gene Ddost, whose product is annotated as dolichyl-diphosphooligosaccharide--protein glycosyltransferase non-catalytic subunit. Lineage: Eukaryota; Metazoa; Chordata; Mammalia; Rodentia; Cricetidae. Gene Ontology annotation, cellular component: oligosaccharyltransferase complex; endoplasmic reticulum membrane. The record is from RefSeq and is a predicted model, not a curated record. The coding region runs from base 122 to 1447 and encodes 441 amino acids. The transcript has 11 exons.